GCUCAUGCUUUAAAAAGACCAGAAACCGCCAGAGCGGGCUCAAGGUCUACCAGGUACAAAAAAGGACAGCGAGGCGAAAUAAGGCCUUUAGUUCAUUCAAAUAGAGUACUGGAACCCCCGAAUUGGAUAUAACCCCUGUCCCGAGAGUUUGCACAAUACCCAUUUUUGGCCUCAAAAUGAAGAUCCUCGACUUCUCAUUACUAGCAAACGUUGUUGUCGUCGCGAAUGCCCAGGCCAAUGUCGUCGUCAAUCGCGUCGUCGACUCCUUCUCCUGGACAAAUCCCUUCGUCCCCGAUCCCACGCCGGCCGGAUUUGAAGCGAAAUGCGAGGAAACCGCCACCUUCCGCGCAACCCAGCACAUUGUGCGCGACAUAACAGAACCGUACCCGGUUGGUCUCGCACCAUGGGCUGAUUCCAUCAAAUACUUCUUCGGGGGGCGACCGUUUCCUGGUAGCUGGGAGGGCAUCGAUAGGGAUGGCACGAACCGCGAUGUCAUCUUUAUGGAAUACAAGGAUGUCCCAGAGCCUGUGAAGGAUUGGAUCCAGGAGAAGAAGAGAAACCCAGAUGACGAUGCGAAGUGGCUGUUCGGAGUGUACGACAAAUCCAAGGGGGCUGCAGAGCCGAGUACUGCGGCCGAGGGGGGAGAGAAGCCGAGUGAUGGUGAUAAGGUGAUGGUGUUUGCGGCUGGGGCGAUAUACGAGACCUUGCCCCUUUGGGUUGCGAAGGGGAGCAAGUGCGAAGACGAGCUACGAGACCUCGGCAAGUAUAGCGCCACGCCAACCGAUCAAGCCGUCGUGGCUUGGGUUGUGGACAGAACUGAACCGGAUUACGACUCCGGGAAGACGGAAAUUCAGUUUACCAUCAAGGCCACACAGUUGGUGCAGAAGGAGACGAACGACGGGGCGGCGACAGACCCGAAGGAGGAGGACAAUACCAACGCGGAAGACCCUAAGAGAUCCGCCGCGUCAGCGCAGGGCCGAGGUGGAUCGGAGACCAUCGCGGAGAACGGUGCGUUCGGAUAG
Messenger RNA from Phialemonium atrogriseum, 1022 nucleotides. RefSeq lists its product as uncharacterized. NCBI's taxonomy places the organism in Eukaryota, Fungi, Ascomycota, Sordariomycetes, Cephalothecales, Cephalothecaceae. The transcript is spliced from 3 exons. The record is from RefSeq and is a predicted model, not a curated record. The coding region runs from base 177 to 1022 and encodes 281 amino acids.